This is a messenger RNA of Glarea lozoyensis ATCC 20868, 306 nucleotides long. RefSeq lists its product as uncharacterized. The record is from RefSeq and is a predicted model, not a curated record. The transcript has a single exon. Bases 1 to 306 code for a protein of 101 amino acids. Lineage: Eukaryota; Fungi; Ascomycota; Leotiomycetes; Helotiales; Helotiaceae.
AUGCCUUGUGUGAGCGGCGAGGGUUUUAUCUAUGGAGUGCUCUCUGGAUUCUUAUUCCUAGUCACCCUCUUCUUCGCUGCUGCCUUCAUCAUUGCUUGCGAUUCUAAGGAGUGCCCAACAAAUUGCCUAGAAGAUUGUCCAGAUUGUGCGCCGCUCAAUAUUUAUAUCGACUGGAAUCAAAGGGGUGUAUGGAUCCACGGCGAAGACAAAGAUGCGAUCUUGGAUUUCACCUUGGUGGAUAUCACUGAUCCUAACGGUCCGGCUGAGAUCCCAUUCGAGUUCGCUAUGGACGGUGGUUUGCAAUAG